Messenger RNA from Rhagoletis pomonella (apple maggot), 5524 nucleotides. RefSeq lists its product as uncharacterized. The record is from RefSeq and is a predicted model, not a curated record. Gene Ontology annotation, biological process: imaginal disc-derived wing hair organization. Lineage: Eukaryota; Metazoa; Arthropoda; Insecta; Diptera; Tephritidae. Gene Ontology annotation, cellular component: cell cortex. Bases 1 to 5514 code for a protein of 1837 amino acids. The transcript is spliced from 9 exons.
AUGACAGCUCUCAGCUCUUGGAAGCAACGAAAUCGCGGCAACAACAACAACUUAAAUAACAAACCAACAAUAAAGGCAACAACAAUAUUAAUAACAACGUGUGGCAGCAGGCACGUAUAUAAUCACCACUUGAUAUGCAUUUUCAAUUUGCGGCAAUGCACUCUUUCGCCAUUUGUAAGCGGUUCAUCAUCCGAGAAAAUCCCGUUUGUAUUUCUGCCAUUACGCGGCCAAAUCAUUUACCCCAGCAGAGAAAUCAGUUUUCCAGAUAUUCGUACGCCCGUAUGCGCAGUCACUGGUGCUCAAUAUCUGACCGUAAACGGUUGGUCAGAUCUACGGAAUCCAAUCGACACAGACUAUCCAUUUCGCAUGUUUCGCGAUGAGGGGCGUACUUUCUUGCAGUGGCUCGGUGAACCAGAUAUGCGCCACAAAAUGCAAGGCCGCCUCAUUGUCGUACAUUUAGUCUGCCGCGACAUGACAAUUUCGCUGAACGCCACCAUGAAAGAACAUAUAAUGCCGCCGAAGAAUGUCUUCUCGCCUUGUGUUGCAUUUCGUGUUAAUGGUACGCCAGUGAAAUACACUAAUAAUGUCUCGGAGGUGCUCUUCCAAUCGGAGGCAACUUCCACGCUAGCCUCCACUUCGGACGGCAUGUCGACGAAGGAGUAUAUGGUCAUUGGCGUUUGCAGCCUGUUGCUUGGCCUGAUUUAUGUCGCCUCGGUAUUCCUGUACCUGCACAUGAAGAAACGCAAAAGUCGCGAUCAAUCACCGCACAUGCGCAACUCACUCGACGACAGGGCCAAUGAAAUUAAUUACCCCAAGAACGACCAAGUGACUUUCGGUGCGCCAUUUAAUCGCAGCGGCAGCAUCUACUCAGUCACCAGCAUGGGCACCUCGAAUGAGCCACGUUCGCGUGCCAGCAUCGGCAGUCUGAAGGAAGAGAUGGGCAUCAUCAAGAACAAUCCGCUCUUACAACAUUUCCCGCAAUUGGGUGAGCAUAACUCGGGCUUUGCUAGCGAUAUUUCCAAUUCGAAUUCAGAGUGUGAAAUGGAUGACAGCUUCCAUGAAAAGCUCAAGCAGAUGCAAACAUCGGCGCUGGUGCAUCCGCAGUUGCAGAGCAUGGGAAUGGGUAUGGGCAAGACGCACAGCUCACCGAACAGUUCGCCGAAGAGCGCGAACGGGCAAUUGACUGCUGAACAAACGAACGAAAUAUCAUCGUCGUCGUCGUCCACGCAGGAGACGGAAUGCCUGCCGGUGGAGAAUGUUUCGAUAGUGGAGGAUAUGAUGACCGAAGAGAAGUUGGAGCAUUUGAGGCAGAUGGUUAAUGGUAAUGUGCGCAAGAAACUCUACUUCAACCCCGCCUACUUCGAGCCGCAUUUGCUGGCGCAACCGCCACCAGCCGCCCUUGAAUUUUUGCACAAAAUACGCGAGGUCAUUGCCAUCGCAAAAUACAAAAUGGCCACCAAACGCUAUCAACCCUCGCUCAUUAUGAUACCCGAGGAAGGUACGCUGCGCUCGGAUACGCCCUCAAUGUACAGCUCGCAACAGCAGCAGUCGCCUUCCGAGUGUCAAGGCUGUGCGAACAAUCGUUGCAGUGGCCAUGUGAAGAAUUGUGGCGAUAAGCGUAACAGCAUUGAAAAAUGGCUGCAGACGGUAACUGGCAAUGAAGAGAGAGGUGGUGGCAACGGGCACAAUGAGACAAAAAAUUCCGGCAGCGCCAACGAACAACAACAGCAAUCGAGGGGGCAACAUCAACAUAACGGCAACGGAAGUCGGCCGUCACCGAAAAGAGCCUCACCUCCGCACUGCAAUAGCGGACGUAAUCGCAGCGACCAACGCAGUCCGCUGCGUAAGGAGGUUACUCCGCCCAAGCAGCGCCCUCCACCACCACCUACGCCCACUGGUAGUUCCCACAGUGGCAAGGGAAGGUCUGCGCGCGAUUCUGGUGCAUCGCAUGAUAAUUCUGCGCAUGCCCACGAAGCUAGGCCAAGCAUUUCGUCAGUUUCUUAUCAGCUAUAUUGCACAAGUAUAACUACAGGUCCAUCAGUCACAAUACCUGUUAAUCGGGACUAUAGCAAGGCGUUUUCUGCACUUUCGGCUGCUGCCAAUUUGUACGGUUUCGCUGAGACAGGCAACGAGAUCUACAAUAAUCCCAAGUUUAUCCUCCACGACUCGCCACCUCUCUCACAGCGCAGCCGCAACUCAUCCUCGCAACGUUCAAAGUCUUCUUCUGCGCGAAAAAGGAGCGAAACUGUGGAUGUGUAUAAUCCACCUUUGCACAACCCUGCGGAUUCACGGCGCCGCGAUGUGCAACGCGGGGGUAAACAACUACCCGAUACAAUGUAUGAUGCACUCAAUCGUGAGUACAAUGCAGCUUUUAGUGCCACUAGCGGGUUCCAUUUGGACAUACCAACACCAGACUAUGAUAGCACAAUUGAGAAAAAAAUUAAAGACAUCUACAACAAUACGCAGAGUAGCGCGCCGUCGGUACCCACACCCGAUUAUAGCACCUUAAGUCGCAAAUCGCUCAAACAAUUUCAACCUGACUCUCCAAUUUAUAGACGGAAAUCGCCACAAUACCUCAUUGUUGACUACGAAACCGACAGCCUCGAGCGUCUGGAGGCAACCAAGCGCAAAAGCUCGCAGUCGUCCUCAUCGCCAUCCUCAGAUGUAAGUUCUCAGCUCAGCCCCAGUCUGAGCACUGCUCUGCCACUCGAAGAGGAGCUGGAAAUUAGCCACACUGUCUUCGACAAGUCAACUGGGUUUCGUCCGGAAUCUGAUUUAAAGAAGAAAACGCUAAGCAAGACCGACAGCAAUGGCAGCAAGCAGAAAGAGAUAGCCGCACGCAUCAAAUACGACACACCGUUUCUGGGCAGCAUGACCAUCGAAGUAGAGCACGAACCACAGUCGGAUAUCGAACGCUCCACCGAUAGCGAUCAGUUUGAGCCAGACACAUUGGAUCGCAAGCCGAAGAAGCAGAGCUUCUGUGACGUAAACGCCUGGUCAUCGGGGCAACCUUUGAAGAAAGUACAAAAUGGUGAGCAGCUAAAUAAUCACACACCGCUGCCGGCCAUUGCGACACACGAGCCACACAAAGGUUCUAAUUCACAACUGAAUUUAAACGCGUCGCCAUUUGUGUUGCGCUCGAACAGUUCUUUCCGCAGCCAGAGCAGUCAUGCCAGCGGUCAUUCAACGGCUUACGAGAGUCGCGUAGAGUUGCGUGGCGGCGAGCAAGUAAGUGACACAGACGGAGAGUGUAGACCUAGUUUUAGCAGCUUACGUGAGAUUUAUCAAUCGCCGUUGGUAAGGCAGAAUAGUCAAUCGAGUUGUAAAUGUGGUGGCCAGUACGCCAGCGCACAAGAACUGGAUAUAAAUGGCAGCGAUCAUGGACGCCUGCUAACGCUUGAGGCUAAGCAAAAGCGACGACAGCAGAUCGUUGAAUCACCAGUGCCACCACCACCCUCUGUAGAGAUCUCAAAUGCCGUACCUAAUAAGACAACUAUUAAAAUCAGUACACCGAAAGGACGACGCACGGCGGAGGCCGCUGUCGUUAACCCGCAAGUACACAACGGACGUCGGUCGCCUUCGCCGCCGUCACAGCCACAGCAUCUCAAGAACCGUGCCGUUUCGCCUAAAAUAUUCUACGAACUGACAAAAAACGUAAAAGCUCCGGCCACACCCACUCCCACACCGAGCCAAACGCACUCCCUUACCCCCAACAGCACAAUGAAGAGCACAGCUACCAGCAAAGCGUCAUCCUCUUGUGUGGCACCGAAGAAGCGUAUCAGUCGUUCACCUCCACCACAACCGCCUCCACCACCGCCCAGUUCCGUCUCCACCACGUUAACAAGUCAGCGGAGUCACGACUCCACGCAGCAAUCGCAACACAGUCACCACUACCAGAACCACAAUCACCACCACCACCAUCAUCACCACUAUGUACAUCAUUCUACCACCAGCACUAAUGCCACAACAACAGCCACGGAAGAGGAAACUACAAGCAAUCACAGCGAAUCCACCGAAAUCACAGGCGUAUCCGAUAACCUAGCUAAUUCCGAAUUUGGCGGCUCAUGCAACAACACGCUCUCGAGUGUAGCACAUGAAGAGCAGAAAUAUCGUAGAGAAUCAGACGACGAACAAGAUCAGGAGCAUUCAAACUGCCGGCGUAGCAGCGUCUGCAACGGCAACGAGAACACAAACAAAAGUUGUAACAAACUCCAUAGUGCCAAGCAAAUAGACUCACCACCGUCCAAGGUAAAGUCCAAACGCAUUGAAAGCGACUACGGACCGAUGUUCAAUACGCAAAUCAAUGGCUUACGCAGUGACUACAGCCUCACCAAGUACUUGAAUCGUCGGAAGACCAACGACACUACAGCAGAUGAACAGGACAACUGCAAUGACAUCGAGUCCCAGCUGGAGGCUAACAACAACUUCAAUAACACCAAAAAUGGUGAAAUAGAUACCAGCAAGCUGGAUCUUCACUCAAUCGGCUCGCGCUCGAAUCGUAGCAGUAGUCGACUCUCCGAUCGCACGAAGGAGUUGUAUCGGAAUUCGGGGGUCCCAGUGGGUAUAGCAUAUCCACAGCGUAGCACUGCUUCGAACAACAACAGUGCCAACUCCACGCCACCACCGGCACCUACACCAACCAAUACCGUGCAAACGGUCUACCACUGCGAAAUCGAACCCGUUCAGCUGACACAUGGCAUGCAAAUAGCAAUGGGCCUGAAGGAUCGCGCCAAAAAAGCGAAGGAUCUCAAGAAUGCGUGGAAGAAAUUCGUCAGCAUGGCUGCGUCCAAGUUCAGUCCCACACACAGUCCGGCGCCGCCGUAUGACAAGAAACCGCCCAGCUUUCUGGAGGUGCUUGACCGCGACGAGGGCAUAUCCUCGCUCAUCGACGAGCAUCCACGCGUCUCGACGCCCAAGAGCACCUAUUCGGCACCUGCCUCGCAAAAUUACUAUGAACAACGCUUCGGGCCACGCCCACAGGAAAUGGAUAGCGGUUAUAUGAGCGCCGACUCCGGUGAGGUGUACAAGCGCAGCUUCUAUGAUCGCUACAAUUUCAAGAAGAUAUCCGGUCGAGAACGCAUUAUACGCGUAGAUACAAUCGAAGACAACUCAGAUGGUGGCAGCACACUAACCGAUCGCCAUAAUGGUAUGGCGGCGUCAGAGCGACGUGGCAAUAUUUUGGAUAGUAAUCGUUUUGAGGAUUUCGAACAUAUGGGUGAACCGCCGGAGAAUGAGAUAGCGGCAAUAAGAAACGAACCACUGGAGGCAGAAAUAAGCGAUGCUGACUCAGACAAAACGCUGACGCAAUCAAGUGGUGGGCGUGGCACAACGCGCGAUGCAGACGCCUCAAAUGUAUACUCGUCCGAAGAGGAGGAACAGCAGGGACGUGGAAAAAGCCCAUCAUAUGGAUCUUCAGAGACCGAUGGCGAAACGAAUGCGGAAGAUAUGUGGGAAUCGGGUGCAGAGAGCAUCGAAACACAUUCGGUGCUGUACAAAAACGUGCGAAAGAGUUGAGUGAGCUCGU